Nannospalax galili (Upper Galilee mountains blind mole rat) is the source of this 2246-nucleotide messenger RNA. It is a transcript of the gene Zcchc12, whose product is annotated as zinc finger CCHC-type containing 12. The record is from RefSeq and is a predicted model, not a curated record. Gene Ontology annotation, cellular component: nucleus. The transcript is spliced from 4 exons. Gene Ontology annotation, molecular function: nucleic acid binding; zinc ion binding. Lineage: Eukaryota; Metazoa; Chordata; Mammalia; Rodentia; Spalacidae. Bases 549 to 1754 code for a protein of 401 amino acids.
UUCUUUUGUGUCAGAAGGCAGUUGAUAAAAGCCGCCACAGCUGCCCUGAUAACAGCGCUGUCUGUCUGGAUCCCACUACCCCUGGCUACGUGGUGGUGGGAAGCAGUUCUUUCUGGCAGCCCGGAGUCGCCUAGCGGCUCAGGAGGCGCCAGUCUUUUUCUUCUGCAGGGCUGAGGGGCCAAAAGGCAGAAUCCAUCGCUGUAGACAUCGUAACAGCUGGGGGCCAUCAGUGGAUAGCAGCAGCCCAUCGAAGAGGAAUCUGAACUUGAAUUCGGUGAAGCUGAUCAUAGAGCUGGGUAGGCCGACGGUGUCUCGAGUCUUGAUAUUCUGAGCGCCAGGAUCCGCGACCGGGUGGACGGAGGCCUACCUUACCCUGGAGACGAGCUUUCUCACUGGAGGAUACAGGUUGCAGAGACUGGAAAUAAAGACGCACUCCACUUCCCAGCUAGUCCCCCACUGAGAUCUGAGCCCGCUGCACGACUGAAGAUUACAAGUUUCUUCUAAAACACCCUGAGCAUCUUGUAUUAAGAUAGCCUAGCCUGUCAGUCAUGGCUAGCAUCCUUGCACGUAUGGCUAACAGCCGGGGGCAGAAUGCAGCUUUGCCACCUUGGGCCCAUUCCCUGCUGAGGUCCCUGGGGAGAAGUCUUGGUCCUUUAAUGGCCAACCUGGCAGAGAGAAACAUGAGGGUGUUCUCUGGGAGGGCGGUGCCAGCUCAGGGCGAAGAAACCUUUGAAAACUGGCUGAUCCAGGUCAAUGGGGUCCUGCCAGAUUGGCAUAUGUCUGAGGAGGAAAAGCUCAAGCGCCUAAUGAAAACCCUUAGGGGCCCUGCCCUGGAGGUUAUGCGCUUGCUCCAAGCUGCCAAUCCCAGCCUAAAUGUCGCAGAUUUUUUGCGGGCGAUGAAACUGGUCUUUGGGGAGUCUGAGAGCAGUGUGACUGCCCAUGGUAAAUUUUUUAACACUGUGCAGGCACCGGGAGAGAAACCGUGGCUGUAUGUGAUUCGUUUAGAGGUGCAGCUGCGGAAUGCUAUUCAGGCAGGGGUCCUUGCUGAGAAAGAGGCUAAUAGGACUCGCCUGCACCAGCUCCUUGUAGGGGCUGAGCUAAAUAGAGACCUGCGCUACAGGCUUAAGAGUCUUCUCAGGAUGUAUGCAAAUGAGCAGGAACGCCUUCCUGAUUUUCUGGAGUUAAUCAGGAUGAUAAGGGAGGAAGAGGAUUGGGAUGACAGUUUUAUUAGAAGGAAGCAGUUCAGAAGAUCUGAAUCAAUAAUGGAGAGGGCACUCAGUCCUAUGACAUUUCACAGCUCCCCAGUAGUGCUCAGCAGUGCUGACUGCAAUGUGAUAGAGAUAGAUGACUCUCCUGAUGACUCAGAUGAGGAUGUGAUCCUGGUGGAGUCUGAGGACCCUCCACUGUCAUCCUCAAGUGCCCCUGUCUUCCUAGGCAGGGCCACAUCUCGAGACCAAGUACUGGUCAUUGAGCCCCCCAGCAUUUCUGAUGUUCAGUCUCCUUCCACCAGCGGUGGUUCUGGGCGUAAGGACAGUAACCCUGGGGGUCUACGUAGGACCAGGAAGCGAAAACACACAAUCCGCUGUGCCCAUUGUGGUGAGGAGGGCCACUCAAAAGAAACCUGUGACACUGAGAAUAACAAAGCCCAGGUUUUUGAGAAUCUGAUUAUUACCCUGCAGGAGCUGACACAUCCGGGGGAGGAGGGGUCAAAUGAGGCCACUGGAGAACCCUAUGACCCCUCUGAGCUACAUUAAGACGCUAGCGCCUGGCCUUAAGUGAACCCUUAUCAGUAGUCAGGGUUCAAUGAUGGGAAAAUUGGGGAGACAGACUUCUAAGUGCAUGAAUGACUCCACAAAGCAGCUUUCUUUUGGGGUGAGGAAGGGGUCUUGCAUACCAACCAGCACAGUGGAGAGAAAUGGCCUGAGUUUAUUUUCUGUGUGGACCUAUUUCCUUGAUGGCUUUAUUCUCUUUGUGAAAGUGUUACUGUUCAACUGUCUAGUAAUAAAGAAAAUUACAAAAAAAGAAGUACAAAUUACCCUGAACACUCCACCCUGUGUAUCAAUUGUCAGUCCUCAGCCCUUUGGUGAAUAUUCUUUAAUAUUUCUCUAUAUCUGUGUCCCCAGAUAGAUGAUACAUGUAUAGGUAAAAGUGAUAAAACUGUGUUGUUCUAUAUGCUGUAUUUUUCACCAAAAAAGUAUGUUGUGGCCUUCUUUGUCAGUAAAUAAAUACAUAUGUAUCAGGAUCUA